Molecule: messenger RNA, 3251 nt
Organism: Oncorhynchus nerka (sockeye salmon)
Lineage: Eukaryota; Metazoa; Chordata; Actinopteri; Salmoniformes; Salmonidae
Product: rho-related GTP-binding protein RhoV-like
Exons: 3
Coding region: 402-1070 (222 amino acids)
Biological process (GO): endocytosis; establishment or maintenance of cell polarity; Cdc42 protein signal transduction
Molecular function (GO): GTP binding; GTPase activity; protein kinase binding
Source: RefSeq, a predicted model, not a curated record
GGCCACUAAAGAGUUGCUAAAUUACCUUUUCACUUAAGUUUGUCUCAACUCCUGCACCUUGGUCGGAGAGGUUGAUUUGAUUUAGGUAGCCUUUCGCGCUGAAAUUCAUACAGUAUCCAGGCCAUCGAUCCACAAUGGCCCAUAUUUUGUCAAGUGGCCGAUGGCUGCUGUAGGAGUGACUAUGCAAAUCAAGCGUGUGAAAAGACAUUUGCGUUUAAUUGAGGGCUGUAAACUUGAUUGGGCGGCAUUGUUCGUUCAAACUGGAGGUGGCAAAGUAUCCGCUACAUUUGUUUCAACCAUGUGCGCUUUGAUGUAAGAUGAGACAGUGAUAGUUAUGUUGGAUAAGAAUUUAAACUUUUGCUGAAAUUCCACCAGAUAGUGAACGCAGUAGCGGAGAUAAGAUGAUGCAGGCCCCUGAUGAUUUCCAAGAAAAGCACAAUGAGACAAUCAUUAGUUGUAUGUUGGUUGGGGAUGGUGCUGUGGGGAAAACCAGCAUGAUUAUAAGUUACAUCUCAAAUGGAUACCCAAACGAAUACCGUCAGACGGCCUUUGACGUCUUCACCGGAUUGGUUAGAGUAGAUGGGAUUCCAGUACAAAUCCAGUUGAUGGACACUGCAGGACAGGAGGAGUUUGAUCAUUUUCGCUCCAUGUUUUACAAUCAAAUAGAUGUCUUCAUCAUUUGCUUCAGUGUUGUCAACCCAGUGUCUUUCCACAACAUCACUUCAAAAUGGAUCCCACAGAUCCGCACCUUCAAUUCUGCUUCACCCAUAAUUUUAGUGGGGACCCAGUCUGACCUCCGGCAUGAUGUUGGCAUCCUUAUCCAUCUGGACCAGCUGAGGGUCAAGCCAGUGGUGAACUCCCAGGCCAGGCGUCUGGCAGAGAAGAUCAGAGCCCACGACUAUGUGGAGUGUUCCGCAUUGACCCAGAAGAACCUAAAAGAAGCAUUUGACUCUGCUAUCUUUGUUGCCGUCAAGCACAAGGCCUGUGAGAAAGCAAAGAAGCUCAAACUAUUUGGUCGUGCAAAUACUUUUUCUAGUGGGGGGUGGAAGAAGUUCUUCUGCUUCAUGUGAUCCAAUGGCAUCUCUACCUCAAUACAGGACACAAAACCCUCUGGUGUUGAAUACUAGGGGGUGGCAGUAGCCACUGGCUGGAUUACUAAGAGUUAGUUAUUCUGGACAAAAGUUGUCAUAUGUUGUGCUUAUUGAAGCUCAAAAGCCAAAAGUUCCCCCAGCAACCUGUGAUAGCCUUCCACCAUUGUAUGCACUGUGGAAAGUCUUUCUUAUUCACAGGAUUCAGACAGUAUUGUAUUGCAGUUGGUGUCACGGCCUAUUUGCGACCUGACUAUCACUUUUCGAGCGCAUAUACUGCAUAGUCAAGUAUUUUGUUUGUAGGCUUUAUAAAAUGUGAAUGUCUUCUAGCCAUAUAUGCUUCUUGUGGAAGCCACGUUUCAAACAAUGUUUGCUUUGUCGUUUUAUGUCACGUUUACUUGUCUCGUUACACAUUUCACUUUAAGUGUUCAUUUUUUUGGGUUUAUUUUAAGAAAUUAGGAGUUUGUAAAUGUGAAAAUAUAAAAUCAAGAAUGGGUUGGCAGGUAGCCUAGUGGUUAGAGCGUUGGGCCAGUAACCGAAAGGUUGCUGGAUCGAAUCCCCGAGCUGACAAGGUAAAAAAUCUGUCGUUCUGCCCCUGAACAAGGCCGUUAACCCAAUGUUCCCCGGGAGGCCGCCAUUGUAAAUAAGAAUUUAUUCUUAACUGACUUGCCUAGUUAAAUGAAGGUUCAAUUUAAAAAUAUAAAGAUAAUGUAGAUCAGCCCUCAUUAGAGUAGUUGUAGAAAAUUAUAUUCACUAAGAUAAUAAAGAUAAUGUAGAUCAGUAGUGAAGGUCCAAGGACCUUAUUUUCAUUUACUGUUAACAUGUGGUAUGGUAAGGUAUAUUGAUCACUGAGGGAGCCCAACAGUCUGAGGUAAAUCCUCAGAAAACAGAGGGAAAGACAGAGUUGAGAAUAUUCUCACCACAGGGUUUUGUUACCCAGCUCACCAACAAGGGACUACGGUCACCUGCUGUCACAUUGAGGAUCCAAUUUACAAGACAAAGCCUCCCCGUUAAAGCUGUUCCCUUUGCCUUUGUAAUACAGCAAAUUGGUUUAAGCCUUGGAAAGAGGAAAGUCAUAAUAUAUAUACAAUCGAUUGCUGAGUACUACAUCGACGUGCAUAGUUGUUGAGUAUUAGAAACCUUGUGCGUAUUCAUUACGGAAACUUUAAGAACCAAACGGAAACAUGGAGGGAACUACCUGAAUUUGUCCAAUAGAAACUUUUACGUUUGGAGUAAACAUCUGUUGCAAAACAUUUUGCAACGGAGUCGGCGUAAUGAUUACAGCACUGGAAAAAAAGUCCAAGGUGAUUUGCUUAAGACAGAACAUAUUUUUUUAUUUGUAUGAUAAGUGGUAAAAUGAAUGUGCUUUAAAGGAGUCAACAAUUGAACUACUGAGUGAUUAUACUAUAUAGCCUGCACACAAGGCCUAAUGUGUCUACUGGAUAAAGUUGUGUGUCAUGUAAGGGUGGCUGUGUUCCUGGGGAUCGGCAGUGUCCGGUGCGAGAGAGGCAGGUUAGUGUUCGGUGUGAGAGGGGCAGGUUGCAGUGGUCAGAGUAGUGCAGAAGGUGUCCUAUGCUGAGGCAGUGAAUACAUUUGAGGAGGGGUCAAGGGUGAGGGAUCCUGAGAGGAUCAAAGUGAGUAGUAGAUUUGUGCCAGCACAGAGGGGGAUAGCCCACUGAGUGAUAGUGCAUAUUCUUCAUUAGGUUUGAUUUCUUAGCAUUUUAUAGCAAUGGUUAUCAACUGUACCGCAGAAAUGGAACAUAAAUAACAUGGAUGUUGUGGAGGUAGCUGUAGAGAAGAUUUUGGGUUUAUGUGAUUUGACUUCAGGGUGUGUUGAGUAGGGGUGUCUCCUGUCCUCCCAGGCCGUUUGCUUGGGCAGGAGCAGAUAGGAUCAAAGUAGUGGAAUGGAGAAGUGGGUUGUUAAUGAGUAUAGGUGGCAGCUGCAGAUAAGUACCUGGGUGUAAGAGAUUUUACUGCGGAAGUCAUGUUUUGAGAUUUUUAUUUUUGUGAAACAGCGUGUGUGUGGUGCAAAUUUGUAUCCCCCUGCCUUUUAAAAAUGUUUAUAUAACAACUGUAAAGUGAUCGAACACACACUACUGCACAGUAGGUGGCGGCAUGCACGAACAAAAUGUGAGAAUGCCAUUAUACCAAAUAAGUAAUGCC